CCAACCUCUUUUCCUCAUCACCCUCACUUCUCUCACACCCUUCUUCAUCAUCGCCCAGCAUCUCUUCUUUCCUGCGCAUGUAGCGCCAUCAACUGUAAUUCUUUUUAGAUCGGACAAACACUUAUCUCGCCCUUGAACGAUAGAUUUCUCGCUCUAGCUGCCCACCCAGGAAAAUUGAGAGGCGUCUUGCCACUCAGACUGUAGAAGUCUGCUGCGCGUCGCGGUGCUUUGAAAAGGAGCAAGAUAAGACUCUCUCAAACCUGAACGUCGCGUCAUCUUCGCGUCAUCUUCACCUCAUCUGCUCGUCGAGUUUGAUAGACCUCUUGGAGACUUAAAGAAGCUACUGCACAUCGGACUAGUUCAACUGGAGGUUUUCUCUGCUUCGACUUAGUCACACCAGUCGACAUAGCCAGAUCAAGUCUGUCGCGAUCACGUUGACUCGACGUCGUAGGACAGAUCUAUCCGUUCCUUCAUCAUGUCGUCUGCAGUAGCAGAGCUGGAUUCAAUCCUGCAGUCCAUGCUUAACCUCAAACCCCCAGGAGUGUCAGGUUCCAAAAUCACAGCAAUCACAUCUCUUUGCACGGCCAACAUCCAAUCCGAGUCGGUCCUCAUCCAGAAAAUCUACACUCACUUUAAAAAGACGCCGGGAACACACAAGCUAGGAGUUCUGUAUGUUGUAGACUCAGUAACGCGACAAUGGGUAGACCAAGCCCGCAAGGCUGGUCAGCAAAUUGGUAGCGGAGCAUCAGAUGGAACAUUCGCUGCCGGCGUGAAUCGAGUGACUGAAUUGCUUCCCGUGCUCAUGAACGAUAUCAUUACCACGGCCCCUGAAGAUCAAAAGGUCAAAAUCAACAAACUCCUAGAAAUCUGGGAUCGCUCACAAACAUUUCCCGCGCCACUGCUUUCCUCAUUGAAAGAAAAACUGAAUGCACCGCGAGUUUCCACCACCCCCGAAGGCUCCCCAGCCCCCGGUUUCGUCCCUCUGGGUCAGCAACAAGCAGCAACAGCCAUGUCCAAUACACAGCCUUCAGCAGCGCCAGCUCAGCAAGACACCUCUGCCAUACUCGAGGCCCUCAAAAACAUGGCAAAGCAAAAUGCUGCCGCGCCACAGCCCACUGCUGCACCCGCACCAGCUAGUUUGAGUAGUCUCUUAGGCGCGCAAAACGGGACUUCUCUGCCGACCAGUACCGUAAACCAAAGCCCAGGUCCCGCUGGUGCCAGUGUACCAGGUGUAAACCCUCUGGGAGCUUUGCUUGCAGGAAUGAAUAAUGGUGCUCAAAGCCAGAGUCCUGCCAAUGUGCCGCAGAACCCACUUGCUGCCUUUCUUCCUCAGCCACAAGCUUCUGUCCCGAUGCCUCAGAAUCCUGCUCCUAUAAAUCCAGACAUCCAGGCUCAGAUGCAGCUCGUACAGCUCCUGGCUGCUCAAGGUGUUCCCCCUGAUCAAUGGGCGACAGCGCUUCAAUUGUUGAAUAUGCAGAAUGCAGGUGGCGGUGCCAAUGCGAUGCCAUUCCAGCCCCCAAUGCAAACCAACAAUUGGCCUGCUCCAAAUGGUGCUCAGUCACGUGAUGCCCACACCCGAUCUCCUCCGGGCCAGUAUCGGCGUCGCUCACGCUCGCCUGGCUAUGACAGAAGACGAGAGUUGUCUCCUAGACGCCAUCGGGAUAGCCCAGGGCCUGAUCAAUAUCGUGACCGUGAUGGACGACGUGGUAACGAUUAUCGCCAACGAAGUCCCGGUAGAAGACGACGGUCCCCGAGUCCUCAGGCUCACGAUGCUAGUCUUCCCCCACCUGGACCUAAGAAUGUCACGUUCGAUCGAAGCUUGCCUAAGGGGCACAUCAAAGUUUUCAGUCGAACGCUCUUUGUGGGAGGCGUAACUACAGGCGAGGCUUCCUUGAGACAAGUCUUUGGCCGCUUUGGGAUCGUCCAAACAUGCAUCGUCAACAUUGACAAACGACAUGCCUUUAUCAAGAUGAUUAAUCGCCACGAUGCAGAAGCUGCCCGACAUGGUAUGGAAGAAUACAAGCUGGGCGACUCUCAGCUCCGCACCAAAUGGGGUGUCGGAUUUGGACCACGUGACUGCAGCGACUAUUCGACCGGCGUCAGUAUUAUUCCUAUUGAACGUCUAACGGAAGCCGAUCGAAAGUGGAUGGUCAAUGCUGAGUACGGUGGCACGGGAGGUGACCCUAUUCAAGAAUACAUGGUUGUCGAAGAACCAGACAUUGAAAUCGGAGCUGGCGUGUCCUCUAAAGCGAUGAGUCGACGUAUUCCCACCGACUCGGGUGGUCGACGGGGCCCUCAGUCAUCUCGUCAACACGGUGGUCGUGAUGAAAGACGUCGCGACGACGAUCGACGAAUCGACAGAGAUGAUCAGGUUGAAUCCAACAGUAAUACUGGUGUCGUGCCCCCAAUGGGCUUCCCUAUGAACUUCGGAAAUGGCAUGCCCAUGUUCCCGCCAGGUUUCCAAUUUCCGGGUAUCCAACAGAAUCAACAGGAAUAGAGUAUGCCAGGGAAAAAACCGGAGGAGAGAACAUGACAUGAGAUACAUUACACUUCGAUUGAUACCCUGUACAGAAUUGAUACUUGCAUGGGCGGCGUUCAUCAAUGGUGGAAAGCGGCGAUCUACGAACAGUCAUCAUGACCUCGUCGUGGAUCUUUACUUGUAAAUGACAUUGAGGAUUCCAACAUUUCUCGAAGGUUACUGUUUUGUUUUGCCGAUGAGCACGACAGCAGCAGAGGUUUGGACUCUCCGUGUUCAAGUAGGGCCAGCGUGCUGUGAAUAACAGUACCAGAACCGUUUGCAAAUUCAUAGCAUAAGCAUAUGCUGCAUUUUCCUUU
Molecule: messenger RNA, 2835 nt
Organism: Exophiala oligosperma
Lineage: Eukaryota; Fungi; Ascomycota; Eurotiomycetes; Chaetothyriales; Herpotrichiellaceae
Exons: 6
Coding region: 476-2497 (673 amino acids)
Cellular component (GO): nucleus
Molecular function (GO): RNA binding
Source: RefSeq, a predicted model, not a curated record